Cylicocyclus nassatus is the source of this 376-nucleotide messenger RNA. NCBI's taxonomy places the organism in Eukaryota, Metazoa, Nematoda, Chromadorea, Rhabditida, Strongylidae. The record is from the annotation of a GenBank genome assembly.
GUUGCACGUGUAAGCGACGCAAGAGAUAUCGUCAACUGACUCAUCAAAAAAUGUGACGAAAUCGACUGACUGCAAUUGUUGUGUAAAUUCGGCAGCUUUGAAAGUUUAUCCACUGUGGCUUGAGGUAAAAUUGGACGUCUUGCUGUAGUAUGAGAAUCACAUGUGUUGGAGCGUCGGCAAAGUUAGUGCAAAUUCCCAGGCUAUGAGUAGUCAGGUAGAGCUUCCCUUCAUUGUUUUAUGCUCACUUUGCCGCCACACGUGCUUUCCUGACUUCCCAUCAACGCAUGCGUCCGACAAUCUUAGUUUAUAUCUACUUUGCUAGAUUUGUUCUUCUACUAACCCAGAUUUUUACCGCAUAGUUUUGAGCCCAGCCUAC